AUGACUACCACUGUUACCUGUUCAUUACUGGGGAUCCUGAUGCUGUUGAUUCACGUACGGUGUGAGAAAAUAUCACCAAAACCAGGACAACUGAAAACAUUCAUGGAGGAUUACAACAGUGUGGCAGAAACUUGUCGUUCCCUUGGAUUUGUCAGAAAAGAUUAUAAAACUGUUGCAGACAAGGCGAAAAAAUAUGCAUGCGAACCGAUGGUUGCCUUUGACGUCAUAUUAAAGAACUCUAAAAGUAAUCUUGCUACAAAAACAAAGAUAGUGUUCGAAACGGUUGACUUGAACGAAGGGCAAGGAUACAACGCUUCCUCUGGUAUCUUCACUGCGCCAUAUGGAGGACUGUAUGUGUUCGACUGGGUAGCUUCAGGCUGGAAAGGCCUCCCAUUCACAGCUCUCGUAGUAAAUGGUUCCUCUAAAUCAUGGAAUUAUGUUCGUGAUGACAAAUUCAAUGCAUGGAUUCGUUAUAGGAAGACGACGGUUGUAAGGUUAAAUUACGGUGAUAAGGUUUGGAUAGAGGUCUCCCAAGGACCAGCAGGCUUGAAUAAAAAAUACACUUCGUUCUAUGGUUAUAAACUAUAA
Molecule: messenger RNA, 588 nt
Organism: Saccostrea echinata
Lineage: Eukaryota; Metazoa; Mollusca; Bivalvia; Ostreida; Ostreidae
Product: multimerin-1-like
Exons: 2
Coding region: 1-588 (195 amino acids)
Molecular function (GO): protein binding
Source: RefSeq, a predicted model, not a curated record